AUGAUCCUCUGCUUGGUCACCACCUGGGUUGUCGUCUACUUCUCCAUCUGGAAGGGUGUCAAGUCGACCGGGAAGAUCGUCUACUUCAUGGUGCUCUUCCCCUACGUGGUCCUCAUCCUGCUGCUGGUCCAUGGGGUGACGCUGCCCGGGGCGCUGGGUGGCAUCGUCUAUGGCCUGAAACCCAACUGGUCCAAGCUGGCUGAGGCACAGGUGGAGGUGGAGCGGGAGGUGCUGGUGGAUGAGAUCGAGGGGGUGAAUGAGACUGAGACGGAGCAGGUGCUGGUGGCCAGCAGCAGCCGGGAGUACAGCACCACGCUCUGGCAGAGCUUCCACUUCAGCAACUCCACCAGCCUCAAAGCCAGGCUCUCCUUCACGCUGACCGUGGAAGCCUCCAACGUCUUCACGGUGCAGAAAGGACGCUGUGAAUCCAGCACCUGCUGGGACCACCUGGAAGUGCAGCUGCUGGUUAAUAUCCCCCCACGCAUGGUGCUGAUCCAGGUCUUGCAGAAGGAGGUGACGCUCUCCGUGCCGGUUCUGCUCACCAUCACCCAGAACGAAACCAUCCGUACAGAGAUGGGCGAGUACCGCAGCAUGUCGGGGACCAACAUCUGUGCCCAUUACAGCUUGAAGCCUCUGUUGGCUGGAGGCAAGGAGCAGGCAGCCACCAAGGAG
Molecule: messenger RNA, 672 nt
Organism: Pterocles gutturalis (yellow-throated sandgrouse)
Lineage: Eukaryota; Metazoa; Chordata; Aves; Pterocliformes; Pteroclidae
Product: epidermal differentiation-specific protein-like
Exons: 3
Biological process (GO): sodium ion transmembrane transport
Cellular component (GO): membrane
Source: RefSeq, a predicted model, not a curated record